GAGAACGGGUUUCGUUAAGGGAUAUGCACUUGUUGAAUACGAAACCUACAAAGAAGCUAAGAAUGCAAUUGAUGCCGUUAACGGAACAAAACUUCUAGGUGCUACAUUGCAUUGUGAUUUUGCUUUUAUAAGAGCACCUAUCAGUAUUUCUUCUGGGACAGAUAGGGAAUCUCGAGAUCGUGGUGCAAACAGAAAUAGAGUCGGGA
Molecule: messenger RNA, 206 nt
Organism: Racocetra persica
Lineage: Eukaryota; Fungi; Glomeromycota; Glomeromycetes; Diversisporales; Gigasporaceae
Source: the annotation of a GenBank genome assembly